ACUUCGUUAGGUGGGUCGAUCUCCCCCUCCCUCCUCCUCUUCUUCCUCCUCUUCCUCCGCCUCCCAGUCCUCCUCCUCCUCCUCCUCCUCCUCCUGAUCUUCCCUCCUCGGCGGGCGAGGGUGGGGGGGGCGGGGGAGGCCGGGGCUCGCCCCGCGCAGCCACGAUGCUCCUGGACGCCGGCCCCCAGUAUCCCGCGAUCGGCGUGACCACCUUUGGCGCAUCCCGGCACCACUCGGCGGGCGACGUGGCCGAGCGAGACGUGGGCCUGGGCAUCAACCCGUUCGCCGACGGCAUGGGCGCCUUCAAGCUCAACCCCAGUUCGCACGAACUGGCCUCGGCCGGCCAGACAGCCUUCACGUCGCAGGCUCCCGGCUACGCGGCUGCCGCGGCCCUGGGCCACCAUCACCACCCGGGCCACGUCGGCUCCUACUCCAGCGCCGCUUUCAAUUCCACGCGGGACUUUCUGUUCCGCAACCGGGGCUUCGGGGACGCGGCGGCCGCCGCUAGCGCGCAGCACAGCCUCUUCGCGGCUUCGGCCGGCGGCUUCGGGGGCCCACACGGCCACACGGACGCCGCGGGCCACCUCCUCUUCUCCGGGCUCCACGAGCAGGCUGCGGGCCACGCUUCGCCCAACGUGGUCAACGGGCAGAUGAGGCUCGGUUUCUCCGGGGACAUGUACCCGAGGCCGGAGCAGUACGGCCAGGUGACGAGCCCGCGAUCCGAGCACUACGCCGCGCCGCAGCUCCACGGCUACGGGCCCAUGAACGUGAACAUGGCUGCGCAUCACGGGGCCGGCGCCUUCUUCCGCUACAUGCGCCAGCCCAUCAAGCAAGAGCUCAUCUGUAAAUGGAUCGAGCCGGAGCAGCUCGCCAACCCCAAAAAGUCGUGCAACAAAACUUUCAGCACCAUGCACGAGCUGGUCACGCACGUCACGGUGGAACACGUCGGUGGCCCGGAGCAGAGCAACCACAUUUGCUUCUGGGAGGAGUGCCCGCGCGAAGGCAAGCCCUUCAAAGCCAAAUACAAACUGGUCAACCACAUCCGCGUGCACACGGGCGAGAAGCCCUUCCCCUGCCCGUUCCCCGGCUGCGGCAAGGUUUUCGCGCGCUCAGAGAACCUCAAGAUCCACAAAAGAACGCACACAGGGGAGAAGCCCUUCAAGUGCGAGUUCGAGGGCUGCGACCGGCGCUUCGCCAACAGCAGCGACCGCAAGAAGCACAUGCACGUGCAUACGAGCGACAAGCCCUACCUUUGCAAGAUGUGCGACAAGUCCUACACGCACCCCAGCUCUCUGCGCAAACACAUGAAGGUCCACGAGUCCUCUUCUCAGGGCUCACAGCCUUCACCCGCCGCCAGCUCCGGGUACGAGUCGUCCACGCCACCCACCAUCGUCUCUCCCACUACAGACAACCCGACCACCAGUUCCAUGUCACCCUCCUCCUCCGCGGUCCACCACACAGCCGGCCACAGCGCGCUCUCUUCCAAUUUUAACGAAUGGUACGUUUAAAAUCAGAAACAAAAAAACAUGGCAAACCUAUUUAAGAGACUGAUCACACGUAUACCCAAUUGUUGAAAGAAUCCUGAGAGUCGAGAAACCCCUCGUCCCGAUCCCGCAAACGUUGUUUUUUGUUUUGUUCGUUUUUUUUUUUUGUUUGUUUGUUUGUUUUUUAAAUCUGCCGGUAAAUCCAGGACUGAGAAAAACAGAGGAAACAGCAAGCCUUUAAAUUUUUUUCAAUUUUCUAUUCCCUUUCUUUCUUUCUUUCUUUCUUUCUU
Messenger RNA from Psammomys obesus (fat sand rat), 1774 nucleotides. It is a transcript of the gene Zic1, whose product is annotated as Zic family member 1. Gene Ontology annotation, biological process: central nervous system development; regulation of transcription by RNA polymerase II. Gene Ontology annotation, molecular function: RNA polymerase II cis-regulatory region sequence-specific DNA binding; DNA-binding transcription factor activity, RNA polymerase II-specific. The record is from RefSeq and is a predicted model, not a curated record. NCBI's taxonomy places the organism in Eukaryota, Metazoa, Chordata, Mammalia, Rodentia, Muridae. The transcript is spliced from 3 exons. Bases 165 to 1508 code for a protein of 447 amino acids. Gene Ontology annotation, cellular component: nucleus.